AUGUCGGCGCUCGCAGCCCCCUCAUCCACUAUCCUCCCCUCUACAGUACCGGAGAAUGCACCUGAGCACUGUCCCGGCGUCGAAUCUACGGACGCCGGCAAGGCCGAUGCCUGCGAUGGCUGUCCGAACCAAUCUGUCUGCGCCGAGGGCCCGAAGGGCCCAGACCCUGACCUCCCCCUUAUCCAGGCGAGAAUGCGAUCGGUCAAGCGCAAAGUUCUCGUCUUAUCAGGAAAAGGAGGCGUAGGGAAGAGCACAUUCACUGCUGGACUAUCUUGGGCGUUAGCUGCAGAUGAAGACUGUCAAACCGGCAUCAUGGACGUGGACAUCUGCGGACCGUCGAUCCCCCUCCUCAUGGGCCUCUCCUCGUCCUCCAUACAUACCUCUGCUUCGGGAUGGUCACCGGCAUACGCUCAGGACAAUCUCGCCGUCAUGUCCAUCGGCUUCCUCCUCUCUUCCAGCUCGGACGCGGUCAUAUGGCGGGGGCCCAAAAAGAACGGCCUCAUCAAGCAAUUCCUAAAAGACGUGGAAUGGGGAGAUCUCGACUACAUGGUCAUCGACACGCCGCCCGGUACCAGCGACGAGCAUCUCAGCAUCGUCCAAUACCUCAAAGACGCCGGGAUCGACGGCGCCAUCCUGGUGACCACCCCGCAAGAAGUGGCGCUGCAAGAUGUUCGCAAGGAGAUUGACUUUUGCCGCAAGGUGGGGAUACCAAUAUUGGGGCUGGUGGAAAAUAUGUCGGGCUUUGUCUGUCCGAGCUGUAAAGGCGAGAGCCAGAUAUUUGCGCCGACUACAGGAGGAGCCGAGGCGAUGGGGAAAGAGCUGGGAAUAGAGCUGCUGGGGAGAGUACCAUUAGAUCCGAGGAUAGGGAUGACUUGCGAUCAGGGAUUGAGCUUUUUAGACGAGUUCCCAGAUAGCCCCGCGACAGCAGCAUAUCUAGACAUAGUACAGCGGCUCAGAGAGUUACUAGGCGAUGCAUGA
This is a messenger RNA of Dioszegia hungarica, 978 nucleotides long. RefSeq names its product putative cytosolic Fe-S cluster assembly factor NBP35. Bases 1 to 978 code for a protein of 325 amino acids. Gene Ontology annotation, biological process: iron-sulfur cluster assembly. The record is from RefSeq and is a predicted model, not a curated record. Gene Ontology annotation, molecular function: ATP-dependent FeS chaperone activity; 4 iron, 4 sulfur cluster binding; ATP binding. Lineage: Eukaryota; Fungi; Basidiomycota; Tremellomycetes; Tremellales; Bulleribasidiaceae. The transcript is spliced from 3 exons. Gene Ontology annotation, cellular component: cytosol.